ACUCGCCACGCUGAAUGCUAAAAUCGCAAACAACAAGAAACAUGGCAGAUUUGGUCGUGCCGAUUGGCAUUUCGGCGGCCGAAAGUGAGUCGGCGGACGACGUGAUGGAGGUUGACGACCCGUUGGUGAACGACAAGGAACUUGGUGAUCUCGGUGACGCGUCCGAUGACCUCGAGGAGGGCGAAAUAGACGAGCCGACUGCCAUCAACCAAGUCGGAGGAAUCCAUUCGCAGAUCAAAGCGGCUGGCCGAAUAUAUGAGAAUACAUUUGCGACCGGAUUGGACUUGGGGACCGCAGAAGGGAAGCUACUGUUGGAGAAAAGGGCUUUACGGUUUGGCACCGCCGAAGAGGGCAUCAAGCUGCCUGAGGUUGUCCCGGCCUGUGACGUUGACGAAAUUGCCCUGCAGGACUUGUAUAAAAGUCUGGGCAUGUCGGAAACGGAGAGUCCUUUCGAGAAGCAGGGCUUCCGGCUGAAUGCGGUGCAUAUCCGGGGGUUGCAGGACAUGGACACCAACGACGUGUUCAGCCUCUUCCGCCACUACAACCCGGCCUCCCUUGAGUGGGUCAACGAUGUGUCUUGCAACGUCGCCUGGCUAGAGAAGGUAGACGCAGCCAGGGCGCUAAUUGGUCUCUCAAAGGUCAUUGUCGGCCUCCCCGAGCGUCGCCGCAGUGACAAAUAUGAGGAGGUGCUUGUCGUUCAUGAAGACGACGACGAGGAAGGGACCGUUGUUGAAACCAUGGAAGCCCAGGAUCAGGAAAACAAAGCCCCGGAGUCGGACACGAUCCUUGCCUCCGACAUCAACGUUCCAAUCCCUCCUGGCUUCUGGAGGUACGGAGGGACAAAGCGUAACUCAAAGGGUCUACUCUUAAGAUAUGCGAGGUACUCUGACAAAAAGGCGGCAAAUGCUGAGGGUCUCAGUGAGUACUACCGAAAACACGGAAACCCAAAUUAUGGAGGAAUGAAAGGCUUCAUCUCGCAGAACAGGAAACGGAAGCAUCAGGAGCGGAGAAGCGCUUUGCCAAAGAAAGUGGAAAACACCAGCAAAAAUCCAUGGGGGAAUCUCGCUCAAGACUGGAGCUCAGUCGAGAGAAAGCCUAAAGGCAUUAAAGAUCGUUUGAAUUUGGAUGAUCCAGGUCUGCUAGAUAAAAUCGCUGACGUGCGGACUAUUCUAAAGUCAAACAGGAGCAAUCCUCCGGCGCCGCCUCCAACGAUACACUCGUCGGAUAGUGAGUUACAAUCGGAUGAGUCUUCAGAGGAGGAGGAAAUGUCAUGGACAAAGAAACUUAAAGGACCACAGAUGCGAAUGCACGCAGACGUGGAAGAGAAGAAGAUCGAGAAACGGCGCAAGAUGGCUGCCGUCCGUACACACCAUACGCGCACCCUGAUUGUGGAGAAGGCGUCGCCGCCCAAGGUGGAGGACCUUCGAAGUCGCAUUUCACACGCUGCCGCCCAACAGCCGCACGCCCCCGCCUCGGUGUGGUCCCGCCUCCAGCGUCCGCCCCCGCAGCAACAUAAGUCAGAGAGAAAAAGAGACUUUUCCCCAGAGUCUGAUGAUGAGCCUCCCGUCAGACACGCCGUCCAGUCUACCAUCUCGGCCGUCAAGGGCGACCUCAGGGGUGCCAUCUCAGUCAGGAAAUCCAGUGGUCAAGACUUACGGUCAAAAAUAGUGCGACCGGAGGCGAAACGUUCAGAGGGCAGACGUAGAAGACGAUCUGUCACGCCCCCGUACAAAAAAGAGGAGAUCCGUAUCGAGAUCAAAAAUGAUAACUACAAAGGCGGUGGCGCCAAAAAGCAGAGCAGCGAAUCUGACAGCAGCUCAUCCUCCUCUUCGUCAUCAUCCUCCUCGUCCAGCAGCAGCAGCUCCAGCGGCUCUGAGUCAAGUGGCGACGAAGAAGAGAAGGAGUAGAGUAAGAUUGAAGGUAUCAAUAAGUUCAAAUUGAAAAAAUUUUAAGGAAUAAAAAUAUGCACAGAAUAUUUUGGAAA
This is a messenger RNA of Neocloeon triangulifer, 1984 nucleotides long. RefSeq names its product nuclear cap-binding protein subunit 3-like. The record is from RefSeq and is a predicted model, not a curated record. NCBI's taxonomy places the organism in Eukaryota, Metazoa, Arthropoda, Insecta, Ephemeroptera, Baetidae. Bases 15 to 1907 code for a protein of 630 amino acids. Gene Ontology annotation, cellular component: nucleus; cytosol. Gene Ontology annotation, molecular function: RNA 7-methylguanosine cap binding; mRNA binding. The transcript has 7 exons.